AUGGCGGAUGUCUAUCAAUGGCGCAGAAGGAUCCAGCCUGGCUUCCCAAACACACUGCUGCCUGUCGGUGAGCAAGAUGAGGCCGAUCCAGACAUUACGAGUGGAUUCGGUUCGUCUCGCAAGAAGGUGCGACCCAAGAUCAGCUCCUACUUCUCCCAUCGCGGUCCUUCCAGUCAUGGCAGAUCCUCUGUAUGGUCUGCGGAUCGGCGAGCCUCUUUCAAGGAAACCAUAUCUUCUCCAUACCAGACUUGGCCCGAGGGAUGCGAGCCUGACCCCGACCAGACCAUGGACUCCAUCAUGCGCACCCUGAUUGCUGAGCCCUAUCGUCCCCUGGACGUCAAGCACAACUCGCCCCUGCUGAUGAUCUUCGAAGGGUUUCGCAACCUUCGUGACGAGAACUCUUCUCUUUUGCGAAAGCUGAAGUAUGAAGCCGAAACUCGAUUCGAAUCACACCAUGAACUGGAACUCGAACGACAGGCAUGGCAACGAGAAAGAGAACAGUACCAAGCCGAGGUCAGGAGACUCGAGCUCAUCAUCUCAAAGAACAAAGAAGGAGUUGCAGAAGUGGUGCGCGCCAGACAAGGAAGUUUGCUGGGCAGAGAACACAGACGCCGUACUACCUCAAGCGCAAACACGAGCAGAGAUGAUUCAAGAGAAACCGUCUUUGAAUUCCUUGAGAGGACAAGGAUCGAAGAUGAGAGAAAGCAGGAAGCAGCCAGAAAGGCCCAAAGAGUUCCAUCCCGUAACCGCCCUAUCUCUCCGUCGCAGAAGAUGGCAAUACUGUCACACAAGUUCUCCACGACUAACCACUACAGCGACUUCGAAUCGCCUCCUAGCCCUCAAGAAUUCACAAGUCUCUCUCAGGCCUCGAUGUUUGAGAUGCUGGCUAGACGACCUUCCUUUUCUGAUACAGACUCAUCAGAGAACGGUUCGAUCCAGCAUCGAGAUGCGGAUACUGUUGGAGAAGAAGCGGCAGACUACUCUAACCUCAACGAAACCUUACUGAGUAAGAACGGCAGCAUCGAGCUUGAGGCCCAGCCAACGCAUUACUUCGACUUGCGCACACCAUCGAUCGCAUCACGCAGUACGGAACAGCUUGGGUCUCGCACGCCCAAGGUGCGUCCAGAGUCACUUCGUUUGGAUCAUGCACGAAGAUUUUCUUUCGAAUACGGUGAUGAGAACCGUUCCGCUCAAGCCAAGACACAAUAUUCCGUGAACUCUCCUCUUCAGCGAAGCGUUUCUGUAGGCCAGUUUGCUACAAAACGUACAGCUCUAUCUCCGUGCGAUGCUUCUAGCACGCUGGCUGCAGACGGUCUUGUUUCGUCUCCAGUUGUGGUGUCCGUGCUAGAAUUUCCGGGCAUAUCUAAAAUACCUAGUCCUGUAUUCGACUCAUCUUUGGCAAGACCAAGACGGGAAGACUCAACUUCAAGCUUCCUUACCGCUAUCAGAGCCCCUGAAGGCGGGUCAAACCACAGCAGAACAACUUCAAGAUCAAGCAACCCUUUAGACAAUCCUCGCCUCACAUCGAGUCUUCAAAGCAGCGGUGAUUCUGCCAACGUCCAAGGCAACUUUAGACGUUGUGGUAGCGUACACGAGGUGAGCAUGGCUGUCGCUACCGCCCGUGCUGCUAUUCCUUCCGAUUCGCCAAAGCCAAUCGCAGAGUUACGUGCCUCGUAUCACGACAACGCAUAA
Messenger RNA from Aureobasidium melanogenum CBS 110374, 1692 nucleotides. RefSeq lists its product as uncharacterized. The transcript has 2 exons. Bases 1 to 1692 code for a protein of 563 amino acids. The record is from RefSeq and is a predicted model, not a curated record. NCBI's taxonomy places the organism in Eukaryota, Fungi, Ascomycota, Dothideomycetes, Dothideales, Saccotheciaceae.